AUUUGGAUAUUUUUAUUCAAUUUUGAUUAAUUUCGUAUUUUGUUUGAUUAGUUACAAUGUUUUGAUUCAUCUAUUUUUGGUAAAUCCAUGUUGCAUUGUAACUUUAGAUGUUUUCUUUCCACCAAACUAGAUUUAUUGGGAGACAAACGAUAAGAUCCUUCUGGGAUUGUCUUAAUUCAAUCUAUGGACAGAUAUAUACAUCUGAACAUGUGUUGUAAUUCCUACUAAUACCAUGUAACUCUCUGUUUGGUAGCCAGGAAAAAUGAUUUUGAAUUAUAAUUAUUCUCGCCAAAAUUGAGUUGCGUCGAUUAAGCUGAACAGUUGUUCAAAUAGUUUGCUGAGAUGAUUCGCAUUAACUUUUGCUGCAUAUGACUCCUGGAAAAGGAAGGGUUGGCCAAUUGGCAGCCAUUUUGGUGGACUCUAUGGCUUUGGCAUUUAGUCAUCUUGCAUGGUGGUUACAGAGUGGAAAGCAUCAGGAGCCUACAAUCUCAAACGGUUCUUCUUUAAAUUCUUCUACCGAUUUGGGCUUCUGGGAGUCAGAUAACCUGAUUUUUCCCUUAGUUAGGAGGGCUAACAUGGCCUCUUCAUCUAGGAGGGUCAAAAGAAAAUGGCAGAGCCGGGAAGAGAGGAAAAUUGACCGGGAAUAUGAUGUUGUUAUUGUGCCGUCUGAUGGUGGAUGUGUUUCAGGGUCUGAGUCAGAUGAUUCAGAUUACUCAAUUGGAUGGUUGGAGCCUCAUGGACCCGGAUUUCAGAGUGAUGAGGAUCUGGACAAUAGUUUUGCUGUUCUGGUUCCAUGCUAUGGGAAGGUUCGGGAUAAUGUGGUGGAGGAUACGAAGGAAAACAUUUUUGGUGCGAUUUUCAACAUCCAUGAUAGCUACUCUGCUGCAACGGCAUAUGGAACAAUGGCUAUCUUCCCUCCAGAACACCAGAACAGCUGACAUUGCAGAGUACUGAUGCUAGCAUAUAAAUCUGUAUCAUCCUGGUUCUGAGGCUGCUGCUUUAUCUUCUGGAAGAACAUAUUCUAUUGUUUAAUAAGUAUACUGUGAAUAGAAAUGGUGAUGACUGAAGGACUAAUGAUGGUUUCAGUGGCUGAAGUAACUUCCUUUUUUGCUUCUUCUGUCAAAUAUUUCACGAGAAUUGGUAGAAACUAAAAAAAAAAAAAACUUAGAAAAAAGAGAAUGUGUGUGAUUUUUAUUCUUUGAUGUAAAUAUAGUUGUCAAUAUGGAAGUUGUUUAAUGCUCUGUCCUAUUACUGUAAAUAAUUUUUUCUUGUAAAUAUAGUAUAAUGUAAAAAUGAGAAAUUUAUGGUACAGUCUUCUUCUAUA
This is a messenger RNA of Mangifera indica (mango), 1324 nucleotides long. RefSeq lists its product as uncharacterized. The transcript has 3 exons. NCBI's taxonomy places the organism in Eukaryota, Viridiplantae, Streptophyta, Magnoliopsida, Sapindales, Anacardiaceae. Bases 369 to 938 code for a protein of 189 amino acids. The record is from RefSeq and is a predicted model, not a curated record.